Molecule: messenger RNA, 707 nt
Organism: Rattus norvegicus (Norway rat)
Lineage: Eukaryota; Metazoa; Chordata; Mammalia; Rodentia; Muridae
Source: RefSeq, a predicted model, not a curated record
CUUAAAACUGUUCUUAGAGUUAAAAACAAAUCAUAGUUGUUGAGCAAAUAGUGUUUGCAACUUCCAUUCACAAAACAUUAAUGCAUGUUGCCCUUCUUUUCUUUGUAUUCCAGAAAAUAUUUCUAGACUUGCAGGCUGAAGGAUUUCCUGUCAUCGAGACCAGCACCCUGACUGAGGAAGGUGUCAUUCAAGUUAAAACAGAGGCUUGUGAUAGGCUUUUGGCUCACCGAGUAGAAAUGAAAAUGAAAGGAAAUAAAGUGAAUGAGGUUCUGAACAGAUUGCACUUAGCUGUGCCCAACAAGAGAGAUGACAAGGAGAGACCCCCUUUCAUCCCAGAAGGAGUGGUAGCUCGUCGGAAGAGAAUGGAGAUCGCAGAACCCAAGAAGAAGAGGGUCGGUUACUGGACCUCUUUGUCUGAGUUUCUUAUGAACAGGGACAGAGGGCCUGCCUGUGCACCAGAAAAAGUGAUGCUGGGUGGUGGUCUUAGCCAUGUGAAGCCUCCUUGGUGCAGGAAAUGCAAAUUGAGUGUGCCCAGGGUUUGGCCCUGUAAGAUUCAGGGACACAGUGGUGAAUCCUUAGCAUAUGCUUGACUGGAGCUUUUCAGUUGAUGUCAUAGUUCAGUGAACAAAGUCCAUGAGACACGUAGUCCUCAGGUGGGCAAAACAGCCCUCCUGAUAGACAUAGAUGUGCAAAAGGUCAGAGGCUGC